AUGAGCACUUCCCACCAGUCGGCCUUGCCACUGUCCGCCCACGACUCUCCAGUAUCUCAAACGGCAUCUUCACCCGCACAAAGGAAUGCGCGCAACAAUUUCCCCGAUAUGCUAGGCUCACCACCGGUCCCGCCUCCGAGGGUCUCAUCUACGCACCACAGCCGUCGCAGCCCCAAUGGUUCAUCGGGAGAAAAAGGCUCUCGCCAAAGUAAGAGUCGGGGUGAUCGCAAAGAAAACCGCGAUCGACCGCGCGAUGACCGCAAUGGCAAAAGCCGAUCCCGUCGCCCGGAUCCUGUUGAAGAAACAUCGCGGGACUCGGGCAGGUCGAGAGCAGCCCCCGUUUCCGCCAUAGAGAUGAAACCUGACACAGAGAACGCACAUGGGGCACCUCUAGUGAAGGAGUCGAGUGCAGUCAUCAACUCGAUACAGGUCAGCGACCCCGUCGUGGACCGGGAGAGAGAGCAGGUGCGACAAGUGAGCGCUUCCCCGACAGCUGCGCCUGGAGAUAUCGCUGCAAGCUACUCUAAUGAUCCCGUUGAGGAUGGAACUCGAACUGGGCACCGCAGUCGCCACGAUUACAGCAACAACGGUAACACGGUUAAGCGCAAAGAGACGACUUUCGGCCAUUAUAUUCUAGGCCAGACCCUCGGUGAGGGCGAAUUUGGAAAGGUCAAACUGGGAUGGAAGAGAGAUGGGAGCAUUCAAGUCGCAAUCAAGCUCAUACGCCGAGACACCCUUGGAACGAAUCCGAGUCGGCUGCCAAAAAUCUACCGAGAAAUUUCGAUUCUGCGCGAGCUCGCCCACCCCAAUAUUGUUCGCCUCCACGAGAUGGUGGAAACCGACCGUCAUAUCGGUAUUAUUAUGGAGUAUGCGUCUGGGGGUGAACUUUUCGACUAUAUCCUGAACAACCGCUACCUUAAAGAUAACUCCGCGCGUCGGUUAUUCGCGCAACUCGUUUCUGGUGUUGGCUAUCUGCAUAAAAAGGGCAUCGUGCACAGAGAUCUCAAGUUGGAGAACUUGUUAUUGGAUCGGAAUCGUAAUAUCAUUAUUACUGAUUUCGGUUUCGCAAACACUUUCGAUCCGCAUGAUCCAUUGGAGGAGGAGAUUGAGUACAAUCUAACCAAUAAAGAAUAUGUCAAGCGGAAGCGCCUGGACAAGAUCGGUCCCACCGGGGUUCGACGCGGUGACCUAAUGCAAACAAGCUGUGGUAGCCCUUGCUACGCCGCCCCGGAGCUGGUCGUGAGUGACUCGCUAUACACUGGGCGCAAGGUGGAUGUGUGGAGUUGCGGUGUCAUCCUGUAUGCGAUGUUGGCUGGCUAUCUCCCCUUCGAUGACGACCCUGCGAAUCCCGAUGGAGAUAACAUCAAUCUUCUGUACAAAUACAUUGUCACCACACCUCUCACAUUCCCCGAAUAUGUUACACCACACGCCCGUGACCUCCUGAGGCGCAUACUGGUCCCUGAUCCUCGCAAACGUGCAGAUCUUUUCGAAGUGGCUCGUCACAGCUGGCUGAACGAGUACUCACACAUCGUCUCUCACAUUACUAGCAGCACCACGAAUGUUGCAGACAUUGCCAACACAACUGUCCCAGCCGAAUCUCAACCGGAAGCGCCCACUCUGGCACGAAGCGCAUCGGUCCGCGAGCCACCGAAGACACACCAAAGUCCCGUACCAGCUGUCGGUGGGCUUAACCACCACGCCGGAGACAUUUCACAAGAAUCGCCAAGCGAGAAAUCGAAGACAUCCCGUGAUGCAAAGCGCAGAACAGUUCAAGUCGAAUAUGUCGCUCCGCAGUCCCAGACUGUACGAGGAGAAUACCCUGCAGACACCGAGUCACGCCCUCACGGUCCUGUUCAGAAAGAAGAGCAGGGUCCUCCAGUACCCGAGAAAUCAGUUGAGCCAGUCCCCAUUAAAGCCAAGGAGAAGCCGCCUGUCAAUUACGACAAGCCUUUGCCAGGACAUUUCCCUCGCUCCACUUCGGACUACGUGGCUAUCACAGGAACCCAUACGACCGCCACAGCACCCUCGAACGCGAGGCCGACAACAGGUGGUUCCAUGGCCUCUUUCAACACUGGUCGCCUGCCUUCACGGGGCUCAUAUGGGCAGCCAGUGGCCCCUACAGUCACUGCAACUAACACCGAGGGCCGUCUAGCACAGCCAAAGAGCCGCCAAUUCGCACUUGGUCAGAAUCCUGCACAGUCAUCGACCACCUCCAUCGGCCGCCCCAGUACUCAGCAACUUCCUUCAACUUUUAAUCCUACGCCCCGACAAGAGCCCCCCAAGGGUCACAAGCGUUCGAACACCGUUUCUAGCCUUGGCGAAAAGCUUUUCGGGCGCACCGGUUCUAUUAUGGGUGGUCGCAACUCACAAAGCACUGCCGCUCGUUCUCGGCAAAACAAACGCUACCCUCCCACCAGCAUGAAAGAGACUCUUCCCCGAGAGGAUUCUCGCCCAGUGAAGCUGCUGGCGAGGGCCGUCCUCGUCGCUUUUCUCUUCUCCCCCCAAUCCUUUUCCAUCCGAGGCUUUGGGCGGGCUCAAACCCCCGAAGAAGCACCACAGACCUCCCGGCCUGUUGACCCCCGCGGUCCCCAGCGCCCAGCUACAGGCCCCGCUACUGGCCCAUCCCCAACCCGGCCUCGUGCGACAAGCUAUGGAACCCAGGAUGCUAUGGGCAUCGUCAGUGAAGGACCAUCAGACGAGGUGCAUGAGAAUCCGCAAGACAAUGGCCCCCUGAGCUAUGAAUCACAGAUCGAUCAACAAUUUGCUGAGCUUGGGUCUCGGUUUGACCAAACACAGGAUUCAUUCGGAGCCAUCUCUUCAGAGCAGGUCUACCAAAACGAUGACCAGCACCAUGGAAACAACUACACAUAUUCGUCAAAGCCAAACUAUUACGAUGACUACAAUGCCACCUACGACAGCUUUCCCCGGUCAUCUAUGCAAGCUGGUCGGUCUGGGCGUGGGCCCAACGUUCUGCAAAAGAACAACCGCAAAUUCGCUGAUGCUUACGAGUAUGAGCGCGAUUCUUCCCACCACUCCGGCAGUUCAGGUGCGGCCCGCAAGGUGAUGGACUUUUUCCGACGGCGCGCCAAGUCUCGGGCUGGUGGUGACGACAGGUGA
Penicillium cosmopolitanum is the source of this 3117-nucleotide messenger RNA. Its product is annotated as putative serine/threonine protein kinase (Kin4). Bases 1 to 3117 code for a protein of 1038 amino acids. The transcript is spliced from 3 exons. NCBI's taxonomy places the organism in Eukaryota, Fungi, Ascomycota, Eurotiomycetes, Eurotiales, Aspergillaceae. Gene Ontology annotation, biological process: microtubule cytoskeleton organization; protein phosphorylation; intracellular signal transduction. Gene Ontology annotation, cellular component: cytoplasm. Gene Ontology annotation, molecular function: protein serine/threonine kinase activity; ATP binding; tau-protein kinase activity. The record is from RefSeq and is a predicted model, not a curated record.